Molecule: messenger RNA, 3015 nt
Organism: Electrophorus electricus (electric eel)
Lineage: Eukaryota; Metazoa; Chordata; Actinopteri; Gymnotiformes; Gymnotidae
Gene: dok1b
Product: docking protein 1b
Biological process (GO): cell surface receptor protein tyrosine kinase signaling pathway; positive regulation of MAPK cascade; Ras protein signal transduction
Cellular component (GO): cytoplasm
Source: RefSeq, a predicted model, not a curated record
AGGACGAAACCUAUCCGAUUCCGUUGCAGCUAUCAUUAGAUUUUGCACAGGCAUAUACAUCAGUUUACUUUUUGACCAUUUGAGUGCACACACCAGACGCCAGUUGUUAUUGUUGUUGUUGGGUUUUUUUUUAAAGCGAAGCAUUAGGUGAAUUGAAGUACAGAAAGAAAAAAAGUCAGAAGCGGGUGGGGGAUUAGCAGGGUAACCUCAUGAUACAUGCUCCCUGCUCUUGCGCUUCCUCAAUCGCGAGGGAGAGGCGAACGCGAGGCGCGGACCCUGCCGCGCGCAGCACGGAGGACUUUUAGGCGUUGAAUGUCGGCGGUGAGCUAGCAGCGUCUGCUUCUGAGUGGACCGGGCAGUCAUUUACUUUUUAAUACGGUUUAAAAGAAGUCCCUGCGAUGAACUUGUGAGAACUGGCGAGCGGAAGUUUGUGCAGUACGUAGGCUGAGAAAGAGAUUUGCUUGUUGACAAAUUCUGUUUACUGUAAAGGAAGAGCAAUUAAAAUGGACACUCAUGUCAAAGAGGGACAACUUUAUGUCCAGCACCAGAAGUUUGGAAAGAAAUGGAAGAAGAACUGGUUUGUGUUGUAUCCAGCGAGUCAGAAUGGCAUUGCACGCCUGGAGUUCUUCGACUGCAGCGGUGGAGGCACCGAGAAGCCCAGCACUAAAAAACUGGACAAAAAGAUCAUCCGCUUGUCAGAGUGCAUCAGCAUCCUCCCCGCCCUGACCGAAACCUGCCCCAAAGACAACAUGGCCGCCUUCUGCGUGGAGACCAAUGACAAGACACAUGUGUUUGCAGCCGAAAAGCACGUCACCACUGAGUGGGUGGAGAAGAUGUGUGAGAUUGCCUUUCAGGGAAGGAGCGGUGCUCUCAAUAGUACUGACUCGAAUGGACAGCAAGAGCUUCAGAUGGCUGAGAACCUCAUCUAUUAUUCCAGAGAGGAAGUGAAUGAAUUCUGGGUGAGUGUCCAAAGAACAGAAGCAUCUGAACGUUGUGGUCUGUUGGGCAAUUACUGGCUUAAAGCAGACAGAGAGAGUCUGAUACUGAAGGAGCCUAAGACUAAAAGGAACUUACUAGUGUGGCCAUACAAACUCUUACGUCGCUAUGGCAGAGAUCGAGUGAUGUUCUCAUUUGAGGCUGGACGACGUUGCGAUUCUGGCCCAGGGAAUUUUACUUUUGAGACGAAGCAGGGGAACGAGAUCUUCCAGAUUGUGGAGGGUGCCAUCCGUGAGCAGAAGGCCCAGGCUGAGGACAGACACCAGAGUUGCCCCUCGUUUGAUGGCGACUGCCCCACUCUGCAGCAGAUUCGUGCUGCUAUCUCUGAGGGAAGCAGCCGAGAGCCAGAUGGAGACUCCGGUGGCAGUAAGCCAGGGUCUGCAGAUGGUGUCAUCGGUCGAAGGGAAGGUGAAGGCAAGAAUUUGAAGGGGCGGAGCUUGCCAGAGCCACCGGCUCCUAUUGUGAAAACACCACCCCGGUCCCCAAUGCCUCGUGGACCAAAAAGUGGAACUUCACCAGAGGAACAAGUGAAUCUGUACUCUGAGCCUGCUGAUUCAGUUCGUCUGCCACCUAAUCUUGGGGAAUGUCUUUAUUCUGACCCUGUAGACAGCAUCAAACCCACACCAACACCCAGCCCACGGCUGCGUCCACCCGGGGAUGAGGGGAGCAUCCGACAACAAGGCAACAAGCCUGAGCCUUUCUAUGCAGACAUCUAUGACCGAGUCACCCUUGACUUGAUUCCAAGAACAGGACUAUUGGGACUUGAUGGAUGGAGCAAGCGUCUUGCAGAAGGAACCCCAGCGGAGCAUAUCUACGAUGAGCCUGAAGGAAGAGCAGGUCCUCCCCCAGGUCAGCCUGUCAUCUCACUAUAUGAUGAGGCACGACUCGAGACUCAUCCCUGGAGAACCAGGGGACUUGAAGAACCUCAGAGUCAUGAGAUGCUUUACAAUGCCAAUACAGAUGACUAUAGCAUUCCUUCCUUUAACAAAACACUUCCACCCCCAGCUGUGGGCAGACCUAAAGGUCCAAAGCCCCUCACAGCCCCUAAACCAGUUAAGGGAGUACCUCCUAGGAAAGACCCUCCUCCACUGCCCCAAGGUAAAGCUGGAGCUAACCUGAACAACAACAAUAGCAGCACCACUAACUAUAAUGGUGGAGAAGGGAUUGGAAAUGGAGGAAGUGGUGGAGGAAAAGUAGGGAAGCAGGUAGAGGUUUAUAGUAAAGUGUCUAGGGGCAAGCCCCCAGCCAAUGCUUGGCACCCUGCUAUGCAAACCCCAGAUAUUAUAUACGAUAACUUGGGUGACAUCUAAUCCUAAUCCUACACGUCGUCUAAUGGCCCAAAUGCAUUGUGGUGGCUCAUCUUUGACAUAUGAACGUAGUUUCAGUAGUCAGGUGAGCAUACAUAUUCUGCAGUAUGUUUGGAAAGCCUUUCAUGUUGGCAAGUAGAAGAUUACUUGAGUGACUGAAAAAAAUGUAAGUGAGCAAGCAAAAGGGUACAGUUUCAUGUCAACUAUAUCUGGCAUCAUAGAUGAUGUGCUGUGGUUCAUGAUUAAUGGCACAGGAAGGUUUUUUUCCACUACGAAGGACAAUAGAACUGCAUGUUUUGCAGGAAAUAAAUGUGACUUCCAGAACGCAUUACUUGUGUGUUUGGGAUGUCUUGAGUAAAAUAUAUCAUAAAUUUGCACUUGUUUUAUCAGUUUCUCCUUCUAUGUGAAUCAUUAUGAGUCUGUGACUUGUGUUUUAGGAACUAUAAAGCCUUUAAAUGUCAGAAAUCAAAAUUGAAAGAGAAAGGAGUUUGUUUUACAAUGUCUGACAAUUCAACCUGGAUAGAAAAUGUUCAUAAUUAUAUGGGCAAUCAUUGCACACAUUUACAUUGUUUUUAUAUGGAGAUUAUAAAUGUAGCAAUUUACUAAUCCACUGCUAUGUGUGGGUAGGAGUAGGCCAAAACAGCUGUGCUGUUGGUUAUAUGAUGGUAAUUAUGAUUAUAACAAUAAUAAAAUGAUGCAUAGGAAAAACAAA